Messenger RNA from Laetiporus sulphureus 93-53, 2037 nucleotides. RefSeq names its product monooxygenase. Gene Ontology annotation, molecular function: FAD binding. The record is from RefSeq and is a predicted model, not a curated record. The transcript has 12 exons. NCBI's taxonomy places the organism in Eukaryota, Fungi, Basidiomycota, Agaricomycetes, Polyporales, Laetiporaceae. Bases 92 to 1768 code for a protein of 558 amino acids.
CCUAGUGGUCUGAUGGGCAGAUCAAGUUGCAAACGGAAGCAGAAUACCACUGCGGAUUUUCAGAGCACACUAUCCAAUCCCUGACGCCCACAUGUCUUCCACUUCGCAUCUACCUGUUCUCAUCGCCGGUGCCGGCCCUACAGGCCUAGUGCUAGCGUUGACCCUCGCACAGAACGGGAUACCCUUCCGCAUUAUCGAAAAGGACCCUGAGUAUCACAUCGGCCAGCGCGGCGCUGCAAUCCAGCCUAGGACCCUCGAAGCAUACAAUCUUCUAGGCGUCUUGCCCGACGUUAUGGAGAAGGGGAUUCCGUGGAACGAAGUAUGGAUCUAUAAACUUCCUGGCGGAGUGGAGGUGGAAAAGAAGAUCCAGAUGAUGCCUACAUUGGAACCCACGCCAUCCAAGCCCUAUAUCAAUCCAUGGACGCUCGGCCAAGCUCGCGCCGAGGCGAUUCUGCGCGAGCACCUGGAGAAGUUGGGCAACCGCGUCGAGCUCGGCACUGAGCUGCGCAGCUUUGAACAGAGUGCCGACCGCGUGACAGCGCAGAUCGUGAAGAAAAACGAAGAUCUGGAGGUCUUUGAGACUGUAACCUGUCGUUGGCUGGUGGGGGCCGAUGGCGGAAAAGGGGUUGUGCGCAAUCAGCUCGGCCUGACUUUCCUCGGACAGUCACUGGCAUCGGAGAUGGUGAUAGGCGACAUCGAAGUGCCGGGACUGAAUCAGGAUGGGCACUGGCACAUGUGGAGUAGCCCACAAAUUCCGAUGGUUGCGCUGCGUCCGACUGAGGAGGCAGACCUAUUCAAUUUCGCCGUCGUCGGCGAGGUGGACUAUGCCAAGAUGAUGGAUGAUGAUGAUGAGAUCAUCAGGAUAAUCCGAAAGGGCAGCGAUAGAGAUGACCUCCAAUUCGGUGCAGUGCGCUGGAAAUCCGACUAUAGGCCAACGAUUCGAAUGGUCGACAAGUUUGGCGAUGGACGAGUUUUUGUCGCAGGAGAUGCAGCGCACGUUCACAGCCCUGCUGGUGCGCAGGGCAUGAAUUCUGGUGUUCAGGACGCACUCAAUCUCGGCUGGAAGCUCGCGCUUGUCGAGAAAGGCCUCGCCUCGCCUUCCCUUCUCAUAACGUUCACAGAGGAGCGCCUGCCCGUGAUCAAGUUCAUGCUGACAGAGACGUCGUCCCUCUUCCGACAGAUGUUCUCUGAGAAGUCCCAAGGCACCGACAUGGAGAACGGGCUACAACGCGAAUACCACAUGCGGCAGCUCGGUGUCAAUUACCGCUGGAGCUCAAUCGUUCUGGACGAGCGUGUACCUGCGAAGGCCGAGAAUGCUGUGCAAGAGCCCGAGGAUGUGUAUGGCAUCAAUAGCGACGGCGUGCCGAGGGCGGGGGACAGGGCGCUCGAGGCUCCUGGCUUGGUCAAUAUCAAGAGUGGCGAAUCGACCUCCCUCUUCCGCAUAUUUUCGACGACGCGCCAUACCAUACUCAUUUUCUCUCUCGAUGACACGCAAGUUGGCCUGGCGCUCGAGGCUUUGAGCCCAUAUCCCACGUCUGUUAUACGCUCCGCAAUCAUCUAUCCUCAAGAUGCUCCCAGCACCGCAAGCGCCAAUUCCGCAGACCUCGUGCUCAUCGAUCACGACAGCCAUGCUUACUCCGGCUAUGGCAUCGAAAAAAACGUGUCCAUGGUCGUCAUAGUCCGGCCGGACGGUGUCAUCGGCGCCGUUGCGAGAGAGGGCGAAGGUGUAAAGCAGUACUUCCUCCGUAUCUUUUCCGCAGUGGCCUGAUUUUUGGCAUACGUGUGUGGUGCCAUGAGAAGGCGCUAUAGCGAGGACAUAUGUAUAGUUUUUGAUCGGAAGGAGAGAUUCUGUACACUGUUGCUAUUUGGAUUUCUGCUGAUGUGUAAUAAAUCGCUUGACUUCAUUAGUGUAAAUUGCUCUCUGGGUCUUCAGAAGAAAGUGUGUGUAUAAGCGAUCAGGAUUCUCCACGAAUAAUGUAUCUCACAGAUGAAUUCGAGAAACUUGAGAUGUUAGCCGGCUAGGCAUUGCCAGACGCG